Messenger RNA from Centruroides sculpturatus (bark scorpion), 3589 nucleotides. RefSeq names its product tripartite motif-containing protein 2-like. Gene Ontology annotation, molecular function: translation repressor activity; protein binding; zinc ion binding. Gene Ontology annotation, biological process: negative regulation of translation; protein polyubiquitination; proteasome-mediated ubiquitin-dependent protein catabolic process. Lineage: Eukaryota; Metazoa; Arthropoda; Arachnida; Scorpiones; Buthidae. The transcript is spliced from 5 exons. The coding region runs from base 374 to 2815 and encodes 813 amino acids. The record is from RefSeq and is a predicted model, not a curated record.
UUUAAAAACAUUUCACACGUGCAUCUCGGUAUUACCUAAAAAGUACAGACAGACAUUUUUCUUUUUUUUUUCCUGUUAAGAGAGAGAGUAUGUUAUCGUCCGAAUAGGCUAACAGCCAAUUAGGAAUUAAGCCAAGGGGAAUUGUUUUAAAAUAUUUUAAACGUAGCAGACAGCAAGUAGUAUUUACAUCCUAUUGCGAUUCAUGUAAGCAAGAUUUUUCCAGCGACAAACUGGAAUUAUAAAGCAAACUGGAUGCUCCAUUUGGUGGGUCAGAUACGCUACGCGACACAGGGACCCACUGACCUGAUAAGUACUUAAGUAUAAUUGUAGAGCAUUCGAUGUUUCGUCUUUAUUAUAUUAUUAUUCAGCAGAUAUGAUUGAAGUGUAUUUUCAAUAUCAGGAUCGUUUCGCUAGCCAGGGAGGUAAACUGCGGCAUAUCCUGCCGGUGGACAUGUCUGUGGAGAAUCGCAUCACAUCCAACAGGCAUGCAUCACCAGUUACCAGACAGCUCGACGCUCAAUUUCUAAAAUGCGGAAUAUGCCUGGAACGAUAUACUGAACCCAAGGUGUUACCGUGUUUGCAUACGUUCUGUGAACGCUGUUUGAUUCAAUACACUCCACCAGAAAGCCUAACUCUCACCUGCCCUGUAUGCAGGCAGCAAUCUAUCCUUCCCGAGCAAGGUGUAUCUGGAUUACAGAAUAAUUACUUCAUUGCCAACCUCAUGGAUGUCCUGGAGCAACCAUUUGCCUGUCACGAUUGCGAGUGCCGAACUUUAGCAGCCUCUAAAUGCACUGACUGUGAUCUAUAUUACUGUGAAACGUGCAGCCAGUUACACAAAGAAAAUUCAAAUUCUCAUAAGGUUAUAAGUUUGAAUGAAUUAGCUCUUCUAGAAGAACAAGAAAGAACGAGAGAUCAUCCGUCUCUGAUGUGCCCCAAGCACAUUAAUCAAACGUUGAGAUUUUACUGCAGAGAUUGCGAAACUGCUAUUUGUGUGACUUGUACAGAUAUAGAGCACGGAGGACACGUGACUACCAGACUCAGAGAUGCCGUAGAAGAUCAGAAAUCCUCUUUGAAGGAUCUCUUAGAGAAAGCAUAUUCUCAAGUUCCAGCACUAAACGAAGCAAUAGAUUCGGUUAGCAAUAUGUCCAACGUACUUUCGGAAAAAUACGAGGAUGCAAUUGGCCAAAUCACGAGUUCCUUCGACGAGCUCACAGAAUGCCUCCAGCUUCGUAAAAAUCUCCUAUUGGAGGACCUCGAAGAGGUUCACAGAAUAAAGCAGAGGAUACUGGAACAGCAGAAGCAUCUUCUAGAACUCUGCCUUUCCGAUUUGGGUACAAGUUGCGACUUUACAGAAAAUGCACUCAAUCAUGGCACCGAUACAGAGAUCUUGUUGGUCAAUAAACAGAUGUCCGAAAAGUUAGGCGAUCUGGCAGACAUGACUGUACAAAAAAUGCCAGAAGAGAACGACUAUCUCGUCUUUAGCGAUGAAAAUUUAUCGUCCGUGACCAAAUCUAUGCAGAAUUUCGGCGCCAUUUUAACGACAAGCGCGGUCGCUUUCGAAACCACAGCUUUUGGUGAAGGUCUCAAACAGUGUUACGUGGGUAAACAGACUUUAGUUAACAUAACGACUAAAGAUAGAAGAGGAGAAAUCGUGAAAGCCGGCGGGGCAACUUUUGAUGCUGAAAUUAUAUGCCAACAACUGUCUUUAUCAUUCAGACCCGAUAUUGUCGACCAGAAGAACGGCAGUUAUGAUCUCAUAUACAUUGUACCCAAAGAAGGAACCUACACGUUAAUCAUAAAACUUUUCAAUCAACAUAUUAAGGGUAGUCCUUUCUGCAUUAAAGCAUACGCCGAAGAAGAAAGCUCUUCCAGCGAUCGUCCUGUAAGUUCGAAGAUUCCCAGAACUACAGGAGUCAGACAGAGAGCCACUAAACGACCUCCGAGUUACCGUUCCAGUGGCUCUCAACGAAGAAGUAACCACAUUGAAGACGAUUUAGUUAUGAGAGUCGGUAUAAAAGGAAGGGGCAAAGGAGAAUUUACCAAUCCACAAGGGGCAUGCUGUACAUCAACGGGAAAGAUCGUCAUCGCGGAUAGCAAUAACCAGUGCGUUCAGGUGUUCACGGCGGCGGGGGAAUGCAAAUUAAGAUUUGGAAUUCGAGGAAGAAGCGCAGGUCAGAUGCAAAGACCGACGGGGGUUGGUGUCAUGCCAAAUGGUAAUUACGUGGUGGCCGAUUACGAAAAUAAGUGCGUGAGUAUAUUCGAACCCAGUGGAAAAUUCGUUCACAGAAUGGGCGUUGGUAAACUCCUUGGCCCAAAAGGUGUUACUGUAGACAAAAAUGGACACGUCAUCGUUGUCGAUAACAAAGGAAGUUGCGUGUUUAUCUUCCAAGAGAACGGAAAAUUGCUAUAUAAAUUUGGUUCCAGAGGAAGCGGAUAUGGUAAAUUUGCGGGCCCGCAUUACGUUGCUGUCAAUAGCAAAAAUCAGAUAGUCGUUUCGGACUUCCAUAACCACUGUAUUAAAAUAUUCGACUGCGAAGGUGCUUUCGUCACUUCCUUCGGUUCCAAUGGUGAAGGUAAUGGUCAGUUCAACGCUCCAACCGGAGUUGCAGUUGAUAGCCAAGAUAACAUUAUUGUUGCCGAUUGGGGUAACAGCAGAAUACAAGUGUUUGAUAGCAAUGGUUCGUUUCUUUCUUUUGUCAACAGUAAUGCCGAUCCUCUUUACGGACCUCAAGGAUUGGCUUUGACUGCCGAUGGAUAUGUUGUAGUUGCAGAUUCAGGAAAUCAUUGCUUUAAAGUUUAUAAAUAUUUACAGUGACAUUUAGACUUCGGAAAGCCGACAAUAGGAUGGACAUGCCAGAUUACAAAUAGUCCACAUCGCAACACGCCUAAAAAAGCAUUCCCGUCUUCAGCUACUGCUUAAAAGCUCAAGUGCCAUGUUGACAUCUUUAAAAUUCGCGUAAUGGUGCUUCAAUAAUAAUAAUAAUAAUAAAAUUACAUACGACUGGAUAUUUUCUCAAUUUAAUUUAUGACGUUUAUCCGAUAAAAAAAAUGAAAAAUAAUGUCUUUUAUAGGAGCAGCCUUUUUAAAUGGAACUUUACUACAAUCAUUUGGUUGAAGAUCAUGUUUUUAUCAAGUUUCCAAUAUUGAUUACAGGUAUCUUUCUUAGAAAGUCUAUCGAAAUGUUUUAUUUUGUGAUGUUCUUUUAUCCGAAGAAGGAAGGGAAAAACAAAAAACAAAAAUAUAUUAUUUUUUUCAAUUCAUUCAGGAUUUCUUAUAAUAUAUAUAAGCCAUUAAAUAAGAAUUUUAUCAGUACGCUGGCUUAACUUCAGCGCCAUUUGUAGAAUCUUAAGAGUGUAAACCUAAUUGUGAAAUUAUCUGUAUACCCCUCUACAUUAAUAGCUUGGUGUGCGUUUUUAAAAGAAAAAAAAAAAAACACUACUCGGCCCUGCCAUUAACUCAAAUUACUGCACACGAGAGAAUACAAACUCGUAGACUUGAAAUAAUUUCAAAAUUAUGGUCGUUCCUCCAGUUUUCCUUGAAACAAUGGGUUCUUUCGUAUCCACUCGUGUUAAGGGAAACUGAUUGUGUU